AUACAAUACGUGUAGGCAGAGUUUGUUCCUUGGGCAUACUAGAUGUAGUUCUCUAUAAUUUUAAUGUAACACAUCUUAUUUAUGAGUUUUUUCCAUUCACUCAUUGAAUCGUAUUCACCAAUCACCUGCUAGUUGCUGGUGCUGUUCUAGGUGCUGGGAUACAGACGCAAGCCUGGUAAAGGCCCCACCCCUGUGGGGCUGACAUUCCGGUGGGGGAGAUGGACAAUGACCAAAUAUAAAAAUUCGGGACCUGAGAAAUGUCAGGAAGAAAAAUAAGGCAGGGGGAGGGGAGAGGGAGACAAAAAUGUUGCUUUGGCUCGGGAGUGGGGACGAGGAGGCUCUCUGAGGAAGUGACAUUUAAGCACAGACUUGAGUGAGGGAGCGGCCCUGUGGGGUUGGGGUAAGAGCAGGUCUUCUUGCUCAUAAAUGAGGCGGCAGGGAACGUCCUUGUUCUGAUCUGUUGCGAGCUAUGCGAAAGUUUUUCUGGAAGAAAUUGUUGACCUUCUGGGUGUGACAGAAACAACAAUACAAAUAUUCCAUUGCUUCUCCCUCCUUUGUGGUUAAGCAGGACCACAUGACUACCGUUGGCCAAUGAAAUGAGAGAGAAAGUGUCAUGGGGCACUUCCAGGCGGAAGCAUUAAAAACCGGUGCGGGAGUCCGUAGUCUUUCCUGCUGCCACAGCCACUCUGGAGGCUCGUGUUCAAGGUGGUGCAGCCUCUGUGGGACUAGGUCCUUGACUGACUGUGUGGCAGAGACACCCUGCUGAUCUGUUGCGGACGUAUAGUGUGGACGACCAGCUCAGGUGUUAGUCACUCACCUUUGGUGGCGGUAUGCAGAACGACUUUGUCUUCCUGACUAGUACGUAUGACAGGUACAUUCCCCGUUUUACCAGAUAUUUGUAGGCUCUUUAUCUCUUUCUGACCCUCCUUAUCCGCGGUCAUCAUUGGCUUCUCUUCUACCCACCCCUCAGGUGUAAGUAUUCCUCAAGAGUCUCCCUCUGUCUCGUUCUAUUCUUCCCCUCCGCCUUCUCCCUUUCCUUCCCCGAUUCUCUUCCUCCUAUCCCUCCCCCUCCCCUUCUUUCUCCUUUUUUUUUUCUUCAGAGGUGAUACAUGUUUAUUGAAGAUCUGUAGAGUGCAAAAAUAUGAGGAAGAAAAUGAAACUCCUAUAAUCCAUAGUCACACAUUUAUGAAUACGAACUUAUGAUGUAUUUUUUAGUCCUUUUUUCUAGACACCCACAUUCUCUCACACCCACAGAUACUCAUUUCAGUAGAUUGAAAUGAUGUUAUUUCACAUCAUAUUAUACAAAAUGUAUUUCCCCACAUUAGAACUAUUUUAAAAUGUUAUGUCUUAUAAUGACAUAAUGUGCCAUUCCAUUGAGCCGCAUUCUUUCCUUGAUGUAUACUUUCUUCUUGGUUAAUGUCAUCCACAAUGUGGCUUUAAUUCUCACCUCUGUGGAUAUCCACCAUAUUAGUUAGAAUUAGAUUCAGCUUCAAAACACAGGACAAAGAAAAAGAAGAAGAAAUAAAAGAUAAACAGUGGCUUAAACAAGUGACAUGUCUGCUUCUCACGUACAACAAGACUGGAGCUGGUCAGUCCAAGGGUGGCACAGUCUUCAAUGGUAUGCAGGAUCCAGGUUGCUUCUAUGUUAUUGCUCCACCAUGCAAGGCCUCUAUUCCCAAAUGUUGGGGAUUGAAUUAUGUCCCCCCAAAAUAUGUAUUGUAAAUCCUAAUCCCCCUGCUUGUGGUUUUAAUCCAAUUUAGAAAUGGGUUGUCUUUGUUAUAUUGAUGAGGCAGGAUUCGUGUAGGGUGUAUCUUGAGUCAAUCUGUUUUGAGAUAUAAAAGAGAUUAAACAACAGUUAAGAGAAACAGAGAUGGGGGAAGAGACAUGCCAAGCCACACAGAGAUCGCUCAGUAGCAGAAGCUCAAAGAGACAAGGACCUUCCUCUGAGCCGAAAGAGAGAAAAAGCCUUCCGCUAGAGCCAGCAUCUUGACUUCAGUCUUCUAGCUUCCUAAACUGUGAGAAAAUAAACUUGUUUGUUAAAGCCACCAACUUGUGGUAUUUGUGUUAUAGCAGCACUGGAUAACUAAGACAGAAUUUGGUAUCAGGAGCCUGGUGCUGCCCUAACAAAUACCUAAAAUGUGGAAGUGGUUUUGGAGUUGGGUAAUGGGGGCAGGCUGGAAGAGUUUUAAGUUGCCUAAUAGUAAAAGCCUAGAUUGCCUUGAAGAGACUGUUGGUAGAAUUAUGGACAUCAAAGGCAAUUCUGGUGAGGGCUCAUAAGGAAGUGAGGAGAGCUAUGGAGUAAGUCUUUAUCAUCUUAGAGAAUACAUAUGGUUCCAGCAAGAGAAUGUUGCUAGAAAUAUGGACCUUAAAUGUGCUUCUGGUGAGGAUUUAAAAGAAAAUGAUGAACACGCACUUCAACAACGGGGAAGGGUGAUGCUUUGAAUCCAGUGGCAAAGAACUUGUCUGAAUUAUGUUCAAAUGUUUGGUGGAAGGUAGAGCUUAUAAGUGAUGAACUUGAAUAUUUGGCUGAUGAGAUUUCUAAGCAAGAUCUUAAAGGGGCUGCAUGGUUUCUUAUUGCCACUUUCAAUAAAAUGUGAGAAGAAAGAAAUAGACUUAAAAAUGAACUGUGAAAAAUAAGAACAAAGCUUAAAGAUUUGGAAAAUUCUGUUGUAAAAACUAAGGACACAUGUCCUAGAAUUUUCACCGAGGAGGUAGCUACACAAUCUUUUGUUAAAGAGAUUAAGCCCAUGACUGAUGGGUUAACCAACUAUCACAACCAAAAACCAUUAGCUUAGACUAAAUGGGACAAAGAAUGAAAGGAGAGAACAUGCUGUCUACCUCUCGAAAUUCUACAGGCAGGAAAUGGACCAAAAGAGCUACAUCUCUUGUCCUUCAAGAAAAGAAAGGACAACCCCUGGAGCAGCAUGGAGAUCAGCAGAACUGUUGGAAGGAGCACGGGAAGCAGGGCCUUCUCGGUUUCAAAGGGUGGGGCCAUAGCCUCCUGUGUUUCAGAGUUGGAUCUUCCCCAACUUGGUUCCAGAGUGUAGGUCUGCCAUUAAGGUGUACCAGGGGGAUGGAGCCACUGCCCAAAGCUGAGGAGGUGGAGCUACCAUACCCAAGUGACAGAAGAACCGCGCCGAGGGGUUGGGGUCACCACUCAGAUGGACUAAGAGAAUGGGGCCGCCUAAAGCCAAGGGAACAGAGUUGCCAUCCCAGAGGGCCUGGAUGGCAGAUCUGAAGCCCAGGGCUAGGGGCCUCCACCCAGAAUCCAGAGGGCAUGGCCACACCCAAAGCCUGGAGGCAGGGCCAUGGCCAAGAUGGUCUUAGAAAAGAGAGGAUUAUUUUCAAGCCUUGAGAGCUAAUGUGAUUUGUUCUGCUGGGUUUUGGACUUACUCGGUGCCCAUUAUCCCUUCUUUUCCUCCAAUUUCUCCCAUUUUUAAGUGAAAUGUCUCCCUUGUUCCUGUUCCACCAUUGUACUUUGGAAACAUAACUUGUAUUCUAGUUUUCACAGUUCACAGAUGAAAAGAAAUUUUGCCCCAAGAUAUAAUACACCUAAAAUCUUACCCAUAUUUGAUUUAGAUGUUUCAGAAGAUGAGAUUUUGGACUUGGAGUUGAUUUAAGUCUUUUGGGAUGAUGUGAUGGGGUAAAUGUGUUUUGCAUGUGGAAAGGACAUAAAUAUUGAGGGGCCAAAGAAUGGAAUGUUAUGGAUCGAAUUGUGUCCCCCAGAAAUAAGUGUUGUAAAUCUUAACCCCUAUGACUGUGGUUAUAGUCCCAUUCGGGAAUGGGUUGUCUUUGUUAUGAGGCGGGAUUAGUGUAGGGUAUAUCUUGAGUCAGUCUCUUUAGAGAUAUAAAAAAGAUUAAACACAUAAGUGAGAGAAGUAGAGAUGGGUGAAGAGACAUGCCAACCCAUAUGUAGAUUGCCAAGGAGCAGAAGCUCAAGGAGACAAGGACCUUCUUCCAAGCCAACAGAGGGGGAAAGCCUUCCCCUAGAGCCAUCACCCUGAAUUCAGGGCUGUGCUGGAUUGGGCAGGGCUGGACAGAGCUGGGCUCGGCUGGGCAGAACAGGGCUAGACAACGCAGGGCAGGGCUGGACUGGGCAGAACAAUACAGGGGAGGGCUGGGCUAGGCAGGGCUGGACAGAGCUGAGCUGGGCUGGGAAAGGCUGAACUUGGUAGUGCAGGACAGGAAAGGCCUAGACAAGGCAGGGAAGCUCAGGUCUGGAGUGGGCCUGGCUGGGCUAGACAAGGCAGGGCAGGGCUGAGUAGAGGGAGGGAAAGAAGUUUGUUCCAGGAAGAUAAGGCCAGUGUGUUCUUUACAGGAGCAGUAGCUAGGUUCCUAGCCCAUCAGUACAUUCCAUCCCUCUGGCUACAGGGACUGGUUCAGGGAUCGACACAUGACCAAAGCUAGGCCAAUGAAAUUCAAACUGGGGCAUUCGGCUGUAUAGAAACCAGGGAUGCGUGCAUGUCACUGCUGGGGCCAUCUUGGCACAACAUAAGCUGAGAGGCAGAGAGAGAAUCCAUCUGGAGAACAUCAUUGAGCCUCUGGAUCCAGCUAUGCGUGAAGGACACAUUCCUCAACUUUUUAGUUCAUGAGCCAAUAAAUGCCCUUGUUCUCAUUCGCUAGUUUGGUUUGGGUUCUUUGACCUUCACAACUGGCAGAGGCCUGCCAGAAACUCAAACAGCCUGGUUCUUACUGCUGCCUCCCUGGACUAGGACUGCUACAGUAGUUCAGCCUCCUUGGGGCUAGCCUCAUUAUUCUGCUGGGAAGACUGAGGGGAUUCUAUCCAACCUCUGAGCUAGAGGCCAUUGGUCCCAUGUGGAGAAGUUGGAAUGGAGCUUUAGUCUCUUCUGGUGGAAACUAAGACCUGCCUCUUGUCCCAUCCAUGGCGGGGGAGGGGGGACCACCCUCAGGAGGCCACACGUCCUGGGAAACGUGAGCAAACAACCCCCUCUCUGGACCUAACUUUCCUCCUUCAUGGAUGGGGUGAAUAAUACAGGCUUUCAAGGAUCCUCAACACCCUCUCUCUCCAUCACUUCUCCCAUGGUCUCAGUCCCUCCAUAUUCACCCUCAUCCUCAUACGCUGAACCUCCGAUCCCAUUUCCAUCACCCUGACAUCUUUCAUUGCCACCUCCCCCCAUGGUUUGAUUCCAUAACCAUCAACCCCAUGACCCACAGUAGCAGGUGCUGUCUGUAACCUGCCUUGCACCCUUGGGCCUCACUAUUGGGGCACACCUGGCCUACCUCCAACUUCAGGUAUCUGCAUCUCUUUGGGACUGGAAUCUGCUCUACUCAAAGUGCUCAGGAGCAGCCCAACCAAUAACUGAUGGGCUGGCAUUGGAUCAAUACCUCAGCUCCCUGACCCCUCAGGUAGAAUGACUCUGAGGUGCAUGUUCUAUGCUGUCUGUCAAGGCUCCCCAGUGGGAUUAAGCCCUGGUUGUCCACGGUGGGAAUUUGCUUUAUAACUAGAGUGAGCAACCAUUGAUUUGCUCAGGACUAAAGGGUUUCUUGGUGGCACAGUGGUUAAGAGCUAUGGAGAGCUACAGCUGUUAACCAAAAGGGUCAACAGUUUUCAAAUCCACCAGCCACUCCUUGGAAACUCUAUGGGGUAGUUCUACUCUGUCCUAUAGGGUUGCUAUGAGUUGGAAUCAACUCGACGGCAAUGGGUUUGGUUUUUUCGUUUUUAAGGGGCUUCUGGGAAUGUGGAAACCCUGGUGGUGCACUGGGUAAGUGCUACAGCUGCUAAGCAAAGAGUCGGCAAUUUGAAUCCACCAGGUGCACCUUUGAAACUCUAUGGGGCAGUUCUAUUCUGUCCUAUAGGGUCGCUAUGAGUCGGAAUCGACUCGACGGCACUGGGUUUGUUUUUUUUUUUCCCCUAAGGAUGUGGGAUUUUGAGUGAUAAAACCAGAAAAUUCCAGGCGAACUGUGACAAGCUGAUUACCAUUUUGAUAUUGAUAACUCACCAGUUUAUUGCCUGGCCUCCGUCUCCUGUAGCACUCCCCUGCUCCCCUAUAGGUGCUUUCUCCAAGAUCAACUCACGCAAUCCUUGUCUCAAGCUCUGUUUCUGGGGGACCUUGACCUCAAUCCAGCCCACUGCCCUGCCCCACCCCGCCCUGGCCUGCCCCACCCUGCACCAGCCACUCCCAAGCGUGGCUCUCAUGAGGUGCUAGUGCAGUUCUUAACAAUUCCUACGCAUCACCUCAUUUUGCUCUUAUGACAGGCCUUUGAGGGAGCAUCAUCUGUUCUCCCAGUUUUACGUGUGCGAAAGCUGAGGUUCAGGCAGGGAAGUCACCCCAGUGGUAGGUGGCACAGCUGGGGGAUUUAAACUGGCAAAGGCUGUGCUUCCUGGCGCACUGCUCACAUCAUCAUUCUGGAUGCUGAGGGCCUGGGACGUGCCAAGCAUGGUCCUGCACACUCCAGAUGCAUUGUGUCCUUUAAUCCUACUACACUCCUGGAAGGUGAGUACAGCCAUUACCCCACUGGUUGGAGAGGGACGCCGAGGCCAAAGAGGUGGCAGGGUUCACACCCAGGCAGGCUGGCACCGAGCUCAUAACCUUAACCACCAUGCUGGUGCCUUCAUACAUGUAAUUUCCCUCCCAGCGGCCACAGCCAUUUGAGGAGGGGGGACUCUGGCUGCCAGCAAGGCCAGCUGGCAAAGUGGAGGAGGGCCCGGAUGGUAGGCCUGGCCAAGAGACCCCAGGCUGGCAUCUGGGCUGGCAGGCUGAGCCCAGGCCUCCCUGGACCCCUCACUGCCAGCUCCUGCCCCUGAGAGACUCUCCUGUGCUCUGAAACUUCCCCCACUCCUCCAUCCCCAAUCCUUCUCCUGUGGUCAGCUCAAAUACCAGACAGGGCGAAUCUCAGCUUUUCCCCAAACAUUCCUUGUUCCUGUGGCCCAGCCCAGGCUGGCUGAGGUUAUGCAAGCAGGAGCUGGGGGUGGGGGUGUUGAGGAGAGCUGUGAGGCCGGGCUGGCCUGUCCUUACCACUCUAUUCGGCCGCCUGCCUGGCCUCCCCAGGGCGGGGCAGGGGUAGACCAGCCCCUUGAGCCCUUGGGAAAACAGGCCAGGGGGUGGGGUGUGCUGAGAGAUGGGGGCAGUGGUGGCCACGGCAGAAGCUCCAGGAGGUGACCGCCUGGUUUCCAUUAGGGAGCCCUAGUGGGCAGUUCAGGCAAGACGCAGAGCUGGGGCCGGCUAUGUGGCUGAUCCUGCUGCUGCUCCUGAUGUGGCUGGGCCCCCCAGUGGCCCCCGGCAUGGAGGACGCUGCCUUCCCCCACUUAGGGGAGAGCUCGCAGCCCUUGCCCCGGCCUUGCCCCCCACGCUGCUCCUGCGCCCGUGCAGACACCGUGGACUGCGCUGGCCUGGACCUGCAAGUGUUCCCAGACAACAUCACCAGGACGGCUCAGCACCUCUCUCUGCAGAAUAACCAGCUCCAGGAGCUCCCCUACAACGAGCUGUCACGCCUCAGUGGCCUGCGGACCCUCAGUCUGCACAAUAACCUCAUCUCCUCUGAGGGCCUGCCUGAUGAAGCCUUUGAGUCCCUCACCCAGCUGCAGCACAUCUAUGUUGCCCACAACAAGCUAUCGGUGGCCCCCCAGUUUCUGCCCCGCUCCCUCCGUGUUGCGGAUCUGGCCGCCAACCAAAUGACAGAGAUCUUCCCACUCACCUUUGGGGAGAAGCCGGAGCUCAGGUCUGUAUACCUGCACAACAAUCAGCUGAGCAACGCGGGCCUGCCGCCUGACGCCUUCCUCGGCUCUGAGGCCAUCACUACCCUCAGCCUCUCGGGCAACCGGCUCAGCUACCUGCCGCCCAGCCUGCCGCCCUCACUGGAGCGGCUCCACCUGCAGGACAACCUCAUCUCCAAGGUGCCUCGAGGAGCCCUGAGCCGCCAGACCCAGCUCCGUGAGCUCUACCUUCAGCACAACCGGCUGACCGACAGUGGCCUGGAUAAUACCACCUUCAGCAAGCUGUACAGCCUUGAGUACCUGGACCUGUCCCACAACCAGUUGGCCGAGGUGCCCACCGGCCUCCCCCAGGCCCUGGCCAUCCUGCACCUGGGCCGCAACCGCAUCUGGCGGGUGGAGGGGGCCCGGCUGCAGGGAGCACGGGGCCUGCGCUAUCUGCUGCUGCAGCACAAUGCGCUGGGGCGCACGGGGCUGCCCCCGGGGGCUCUGCGGCCGCUGCGGUGCCUGCACACACUGCACCUGUAUGGCAAUGGGUUGGACCGCGUGCCCCUGGAGCUGCCCCGCCACCUGCGGGCCCUGGUGCUGUCCCACAACCAAGUGGCCACACUGGGUGCCCGCGACCUGGCUGCCAUGCGAGGGCUGGCUGAGCUCAACCUGGCCUACAACCGCCUAGUCAGUGCCCGCAUCCACCACCGGGCCUUCCGCCCACUGAGUGCCCUGCACAGCCUUGACCUGGCUGGCAACCAGCUGACCCAGCUGCCUGUCGGCCUGCCCUCCAGCCUCCAUGCCCUGCGACUUCAGCGCAACCAGCUGCGGGCCCUUGAGCCCGAGUCUUUGGCCGGCCUGGACCAGCUGCAGGAACUCAGCCUGGCCCACAACCGGCUCCGGGUCGGCAACAUCGAGCCUGGCACCUGGCACGAGCUGCAAGCCCUGAAGGUGCUGGACCUCAGCCACAACGAGCUGUCCUUUGUGCCACCAGACCUGCCCGAGGCCCUAGAAGAGCUGCACCUGCAGGGCAACCGGAUUGGCCACGUGGGCCCCGAGGCCUUCGCCAGCACGCCGCGCCUGCGCGCCCUCUUCCUCAGGGCCAACAGGCUUCACAUGACGAGCAUUGCACCUGAGGCCUUCCUGGGCCUCCCACACCUUCGAGUGGUAGACACAGCGGGUAACCCGGAACAGGUCCUUGUCCGGCUGCAGCCCACGGCCCCACGUCGACCCCGGGCAGGUGGCCCCUGAGCCCCUGGGGCUCCUCUGGGCCACGGACUGACAAGACAAGACCCACCUGGGGCCUCCGCCUGGCUCUACCAGGCCUCAGGGACUGGGGCUCAGCCUGAUGGGGGUGGGGUGCUGCCUCCACACAGUGAGCUGGGGGAUGGCUGAAGAGCACACAGGACUCACUCCAAGUGUGUGUCCCCCACGCAGAAGAUGACAAUAAAGCCUAAGCCUUUGGGGUGCUCAUACGGGCCAGGCGUCCUUCCAGGGCUAUGCCCACUGGCUCCUCACAAUCCUCGCUACAAGGGCUUUCACCACUCCUGUGUGAAACUGGGGAUACUGAGGCUCUGGAGUGCUAAGUGGAUCUGGUAAUUUGUUUCAGGCCCUGGAGCCAGCAAGUAGCAGAGCUAGAAUCUGAGGCUGGUGGGUGCGUGUCCUCCUGACCCACCCACACAUACAGGCCCCAGGGGCCCCAUGUGCUGGCAUAGCCUAUGUCACACUGUGGGGCUACCACCUGCCAACCUGCCACCCAGAAAACCAAACCCAUUACCAUUGAGUUGAUUCCAACUCAUGGUGACGCCACGCAUGUCAGAGUGGAACUGCUCUGUAAGGUUUUCUUGGCUAUAAUUUAUGGAAGCAUAUUGCCAGG
Molecule: messenger RNA, 9536 nt
Organism: Loxodonta africana (African savanna elephant)
Lineage: Eukaryota; Metazoa; Chordata; Mammalia; Proboscidea; Elephantidae
Gene: PODNL1
Product: podocan like 1
Exons: 10
Coding region: 7187-8911 (574 amino acids)
Molecular function (GO): protein binding
Source: RefSeq, a predicted model, not a curated record